This is a messenger RNA of Aegilops tauschii subsp. strangulata, 1961 nucleotides long. RefSeq names its product glutamate decarboxylase. Lineage: Eukaryota; Viridiplantae; Streptophyta; Magnoliopsida; Poales; Poaceae. The record is from RefSeq and is a predicted model, not a curated record. Gene Ontology annotation, biological process: L-glutamate catabolic process. Gene Ontology annotation, cellular component: cytosol. Gene Ontology annotation, molecular function: pyridoxal phosphate binding; glutamate decarboxylase activity.
CCUCCCCUCCUCCACACACACCACGCCAGCACGCCUCGCGGUAACCGGCAGAGGCCACCCACUACCCCACCACCACCACCACUCCACCACUCCACUACAAGGCACCAGCGCACACACCGUCGGUGUGACACCACCACCACUGCCAGCCCACCCCAUCUUUUCUCCCAUCCAUUCCCGGACUCCCCCACCACACUGCAGUAGUCGCCGGCGGCCAUCAUGGUGAUCUCGAACGCGAGCUCCAGCGCCGGGGAGGCCGUCUACUCCACCUUCUCCUCGCGCUACGUGCGGGAGGAGCUGCCGCGGUACCGGAUGCCUUCGGGGUCGAUCCCCAAGGAGGCGGCGUACCAGAUCAUCAGCGACGAGCUGAUGCUGGACGGGAACCCGCGGCUGAACCUGGCGUCCUUCGUCACCACCUGGAUGGAGCCCGAGUGCGGCAAGCUCAUGAUGGACUCCGUCAACAAGAACUACGUCGACAUGGACGAGUACCCAGUCACCACCGAGCUCCAGAACCGUUGUGUAAACAUGAUAGCUCACUUGUUCAAUGCACCGAUCGGUGAGGAUGAGACUGCUAUCGGAGUCUCAACAGUGGGCUCCUCGGAAGCAAUAAUGCUUGCGGGCCUGGCUUUCAAGCGGAAGUGGGCAAACAAAAUGAAGGAGCAGGGGAAGCCAUGCGACAAACCUAACAUUGUUACUGGUGCAAAUGUUCAGGUUUGCUGGGAGAAAUUUGCUAGAUAUUUUGAAGUGGAACUGAAGGAGGUCAAGUUAACUGAAGGGUACUAUGUCAUGGAUCCUAAGAAGGCUGUUGAAAUGGUGGAUGAGAACACUAUAUGUGUUGCAGCCAUCCUGGGAUCUACUCUCACCGGAGAGUACGAAGAUGUGAAGCUGUUGAAUGACCUUCUUGUGGCAAAGAACAAGGAAACAGGGUGGGAUGUGCCGAUCCAUGUUGAUGCUGCCAGUGGAGGAUUCAUCGCUCCUUUUCUCCAGCCUGAGCUUGAAUGGGACUUCAGGCUGCCAUUGGUGAAGAGCAUCAACGUUAGUGGGCACAAGUAUGGCCUUGUGUACCCUGGUGUUGGAUGGGUCAUCUGGCGGAGCAAAGCCGAUCUGCCCGACGAACUCAUCUUCCACAUAAACUAUCUGGGAACAGAUCAGCCCACAUUCACACUGAACUUCUCCAAAGGUGCUAGCCAGAUCAUUGCACAAUACUAUCAGCUGAUCCGCCUCGGUUUCGAGGGGUACAAGCACAUCAUGGAGAACUGCAAGCUGAACGCGGCGGUGCUCAAGGAGGGCAUCGACGCGACGGGGCGGUUCGACGUGCUGUCCAAGGCGGACGGCGUGCCGCUGGUGGCCAUCAGGCUCAAGGACAGCACCAACUUCAGCGUGUUCGACAUCUCGGAGAACCUGAGGCGGUUCGGGUGGAUCGUGCCGGCCUACACCAUGCCGGCGGACGCGGAGCACGUGGCCGUCCUCCGCAUCGUCAUCCGGGAGGACUUCAACCGGAGCCUCGCGCAGCGGCUCCUCACCGACAUCAACAAGAUCGUGGGCGAGCUGGACGCGCACGCCGUCCACGCCAUCAAGCUGUCCACCGCCGCCGCCGCCGAGGGCGCGUCCAAGAGCACCGUGGACGCCGUCACCGAGGCCUUCAAGGGCCUGGCCGGGAACAAGAAGGCCGGAGUCUGCUGAAGGCCGGCCGGGGGCGUGCUUGCUUGCUGAGACGCCUGGUGCAUUCUUUCAUCACGUGUCUAUGUUGUAUUAUCUUGCAUUGUGUAAUUAUUGUGGAGGGGUGCAUAUGUGAACUGUCAGGACCUGCCUCCUCCGUAUUUUGUACUGCGUACGUACGCGGAUUGCACUCUCCCUUUCGGCCCUGCUGGCGAUUGGUUCUGCACAGGACACCUCUCCACCGAGGUCACUAUGUAUCUGUCGUUUGCUUUAGCUGUUUGUCGGAACGUUACGUGCUUGCUGUA